Messenger RNA from Caenorhabditis angaria, 1170 nucleotides. NCBI's taxonomy places the organism in Eukaryota, Metazoa, Nematoda, Chromadorea, Rhabditida, Rhabditidae. The record is from the annotation of a GenBank genome assembly.
AUGGCGACGGGAAAUCGAGUUCCGGAAAAUUUUCAAACUUUAUCGCCAAUUGUGAAAGCGCCGAUUUCGGAUACACUUUCAGUGCCAUUGUCACAACAAGGUGAGUGUUUUGGGCUGAAAUUUGAAAAUUUUUAAGCUGAAAUUCAUGAAAAGUGGUGAAAAAUGAGCCAAAAUACUUUGAGAAUCGUGAAAUUUGAAGAAAAAUGAGUUAUAAAUCAUAAAUAUCAUAAUUUUUGUGCUGAAAAUUUGAUUUUCGAGCCAAAAUUUUUUUUUUUGAAAUCAAGAUAGUUGAAUUUUCACAAUAAUUAUAAAAUUAGGAUAAUUUCAAACAAAAAUUCAGGAAAAAAUUCAAUAAAAUUUGAUUAAAAUGAGAAAAAAAGUGAAAAAUGCUCCAAGAUUUUUUAAAAUCGUGAAAUUUGAUGAAAAAAAGUGAAAACCACCUGAAUAUUAUCAGGAAAUUUGAUGAAAAAUGACCAAAUUUGACUGAAUUUCAUAAAAUUUUGUGAGCAUCUCUAAAUUCUCAUUAUUCCCAAUUUUUUCAAGGAAGAAUUUGCGGCUUCUUCGAAACCCAAUUCUAUCGUUGCAUGGAAGCGUAUGGAGCAAAACUCGGCCGAAAAUAUUGUGAUUUGGAACAUCGCGAUUAUCAAGAAUGUAUUACUGGAGAUAAACAGAAAAAGGUAGGGUUACUGUAGGGUUUUUGGCGCGAAAAUUCAGAAUUUUUGAGCCCAAAUAAGCCUAGGUUACUGUAGAUCAGUUUGGUGCAAAAAUUUGGAAGUUCUGAUACUAAAUGAGCUUAGGGUUACUGUAGAUUUUUUGAGGCGCAAAAAAUGAGGUUUUUGAUAGUAAAUAAGCCUCAGAUUACUGUAGAUCAGUUUUGGCGCCAAAAUUUGACAAAUCUAGACGGUGAAUAAGCCCAGAGUUCAUUUUUCCUUUUGAAUUUUUCUGAAAAUGAGAUUUUUGGAAUGUCUUAAUUGCCACGUCAUGAAAUUUCACGUGAAAAAUUAUUUUUUCCGUCGAAAAAAUCCGCCAUUUUUGCAGAGAUCCGACGCGAUUUCCGCGCAACGUCGCAAACUUUUCCUCGAAGGCAAAUUGGACUCGCCAUUCCUCGACAAUCAUCCAGAACCAGGACAAUUCAAACCCGACCACUUCCAAUGGAAUCGCAUUAACUAG